AUGUGUUUGAAACAGGCCUUCAGAGCUCACGAUGCAGUCAUGGAGCUGAAAUCGUUUUCAGACCUCUGUGUCACGUUGUCGGGAAACAAAUCCAGGUCAACAAACGGAUGUGCGAUGAUUAAUCCACUAGAAUUUUUGCAGUUCAAUGAAAGCAACUUGAACGGAAAGGACUUACAUGAUGUCCAACGGGAACUGAGCAAAUCCUACAACGACACAAGUUUACUCAUGCGUAAUGGACGCCCAUUCUGGUUGAAUUUCAACCGAAUGUUUGGCAAGGCCACUCGAAAACAUGGAAGCAUAACCGACGCCAAAGCUUUGCAAAUGAUUUAUCUCCUUCGUGAUCCGAGGGACGAUGAUGAGAGUGACAAGAUUCUCAAAUGGGAGAAGGCUUUCAUUGACAAACUAGGCUCGCUAGUGGACAAACUUUCGUGCUUCGAUGUCCAUUAUUCAAGUGAAAGGAGCCUGGAUGAUGCUAUAAGUGCAAGUACCGGGUCUGAUGUUAAACUGGUGUCAAUCACAUUCACCUGCAUGAUCUCUUUUGCUUGCUUCAUGCUGGGCAAAGUACCUUAAUCCGUUGACUGGUCAUGCUUUACUUGCUAAUGGAGGGGUCUUCGCAGUUGCCCUUGGGAUUUUGUCUGGGCUCGGCCUUGGUAUGUGGCUCCGUGUACCUUUUGUUAGUUUGGUGGGGUGCUACCUUUCUUGGUUCUUGGAAUCGGCAUCGAUGACAUGUUCAUCAUGGUCGACGAACUUGAUCGGCAGCCACGUGACCUGUCGACGACCGGAAAGAUCAAAGCGGUUAUGAAGCAUUCUGGUGCAACAGUUACUAUGACAACUAUGACUGAUUUGGUUGCGUUUGCGGUCAGCACGUCUACCUCAUUUCCCGCCAUUAGGUAAGAUACUUCAAUUGAUAGCCAGUGCUUCUCCAUCUUGGGAAGAUGAAGACAAUAACAUCAUGUUUUAAGCAAUGGCGUAAUUGUUUAAAGGAUCCGGAUUUAUCAAGUGACCUCUAUUGAUUUCUUUUAAAACCUCAACUGCAAACUAUUGAAGUGAGAUGUCGAGCUGUGACAGGAGCCAUUGAAUUGAUUUUCUGAUAAAAAUGGUUACAGUUUCUUGGGAUAUCUUUUUUUUUCCCUUGUAUGACUGAGCUGUAAGCAGAAAUGGUGGCGUGAAAUGUCACUUAAUUGGCUUCCAAGUUCUAAAAUUUCGUCAAAUGUUGUAGAGUAUUUCAGUGAAAUCGUCUAUAUUAAAACUUAGUUACUUUCUUUUCUCAGGUAUUUCUGUGUUUAUGCUGCCUUGACAGUGACGCUCUCCUUCCUGAUGGUUGUUACAUUCUUUGUGGCCCUUAUGACAUACGACGUUAGACGAAUUAAAUCUGGCCGCCGAGAUUUCCUCCCAUUCUGCCUGGCACCACGGCCAAAAGAAGGUAAACCAGCAUGGGAUGAGCCUCUCCCCCAAACUUCAAAUAAAGUUAUGAAAUACUGGGGCACAUUAUUGACCCUUCCAAUUACAAAAGUUCUGGUUAUACUCUUCUCUCUGUCACUGCUUGGUGCUGGGAUAUAUGGAGUCACUCAGGUGGAUGAGUCAUUUGAUAGACGUGUAUUGGCCAGAGAUGAUUCCUACUUGAGGCAGUUUUUGACAGCUCAAGGAAAGUACUUUGAGCUGUCCAUUGGAGUGAGUAUCGUGCAGACUGGUGAGGUUGAUUACCAAUUGAGGUCCACGCAGAGCGACAUUAAAGAAUUAACGAACGUAUUCAAGGAAAAUGAAUAUUACAAGAACCAAUCACUAUCCUGGAUGGAUGCAUUUUCCCAGUAUGCUAAGAAGUCGAAGAGAAACAUUACUGGCCCAGGUUUUCUACGAGAAUUGAAAACAUUCCUUCGUAUUCCCGAGUUCUCGUAUUUCACACAGGACGUGAAGUUAUCCGAGGAUGAGACCAAAAUAGAAGCUUCUCGCGUAGUAGGCUAUAUGAAGGAUUCGGGUAGCUCCACCUUCCAGAAAAACGCUAUGCUCACACUCCGUGAAGACAUAUCAAAGAAGUCCAAACUGAAUGCCUUUCCAAUCACUCGAUCCUUUAUAUUCUUUUGAACAAUACGCAAUUACGUCACACGAGACCCUGAGAAACCUGAUAAUCGCAGGCUUAACGGUGGUAAUUGUCACAAGCCCCUUUUUGAUGGAUUUUACUGUGACGUUCGUGGUGGUGCUUAACUUCGCAGCGCUGGUUUGCGAGUUAUUUGGUUUGAUGGUAAUCUGGGAUGUGUCUCUGAACUCUGUUUCCAUGAUUAACCUGGUAAUGGCCAUCGGAUUUGCAGUUGACUACAGUGCCCACAUUGCCCAUGCUUACAUUACGUCAAGCAAAGUCACAGCCGAUGAGCGAGUUGUGGAUGCUCUGAGCACGUUGGGUGCAAGUGUUUUCAUGGGAGGUACGUCAGAAGCUAAAUUAAUUGUUGUAAAACAUGGCUGAGGAAAGUAAGCAUUUAUAAACAUAUUGACAUUCUUGUGUUCCUGGAGUGUAUAACAAGUUUAAAAGUCUGUGGCCCUGUUUCAGUGAGAGGUAUUAGAAGAAAAUUUGGAUCUAUUGAGUUGAUAAUGGAAAUUGGCCAUCAUAAAUAAAUUAUGGAGCUGAUGUUUUGAGCCAAUCUUCUCCAACGAAGGGCUAACGCUCAAAACAUCAGCUCUAUAAUCUCUUUACAGUGUCUAAUGGUCUUUAUCAACUCAGUUGAUAAAAUCAAAAUUUCUCGCAUGUGCUGCGGUUGAUUAAAAAAUCCAUCCUUAGUUUUAUUCAAGGAAUCACUUUAAGUGAGAUUAAUUUCUGCUUUUAGUAACUUCCAUCACUUAAGGUUUUAGUGUUAUGUACGUCGCAGCAUCCGCUGAUCUUUUCUUCUUAAUAUGUUUUAGGAGUCAGUACGUUCCUUGGUAUGGUUGUACUUGCAUUUGCUGCAUCCGAGAUAUUCCGAAUUUUCUUCAGAAUGUUCUUUGGCAUCGUCAUGCUCGGGCUUCUUCAUGGCUUGUGCAUCAUGCCUGUUUAUCUGUCUUUGCUGUGCUGGAGACCCGCUCUUAUAAGACGUCCCUCAGUAAUGGACACAAGUGAAAAACUUGGAAACACAGACACGACAGAUAAUAUUACCAACACCAAUGGUUUCUUGGAAGCGGUGAAAUCUUCCGGGGAUACAUCAUUUCAGCCACCACAAAACUCAAACAAAAAAAAAAAGAAGCCGACAUCUCACUCAAUGAAAAACCAGCCAACCAGCAGAUACAGACAAAUGAAGCUGAGAAAGGAAUUCAAAACAUGGGGAUCGAUGAGGAUGACGACGACGUUGAGACGGUGGAGGUAGAAGGCGACGUUAAAAAAUGCAGCUAGACUAGAAUUUGAAGUAGCGCUUUAACGAAAUACCCAGAUUUCAAAUUUAAUCAGCUCAAAAAAGAAAAUAAUAGCACCUUUUCAGAGAUUAAUAGUUUCAUUUUACAAGCGAAGCUUUUGUGUCUUGCAUUAGAAAGUCUUUAAAAUUGGAAAAAACAUUCUGGGUCAGCCUAACUGAAAUCAAGAAAAUCAAACCUGUUGAGAACUUACGACCGUCCAAAUAUUGCAAAUUGAUGUUCAAUCUUGCCUCCAAACAAGAAAGAUACAUAGUGAGAGGAGGCUACACACUCAGAACUUUUUCUAUCCAAAGAAUAGUGCACUUGUGGAUGUGGUUUCCAUAUUUUACAUGUAUGAAUAUUUUGGUUACGAUUGUAGAUGUGUCUUGUAAACAGAAUAAAGAACUAAUUUAUCGCUUGAAAUAACAUAAUAAACUUUUAGAGAGUGUCAUUUAUCAGUUUUGAGUUUAAGUUAAAGCAAAACAUUUCUUGUUAUUCAAAAACAAGUGGGCUUUUCACAGUAAUCCUUAGAUGCUUUCAUUAAGUUAGCAAUAGUAGGCUCUUUCUAUUUAUUCUAUUUCUAUUUAGUAAAUUCAUUUCUGGUUUCAAAGAGAUUUAAAAAAACUACAUAGGUUCACUCACAAAGGAAAGAAACUAUGUAAAAAAAAAAGACUUCAGUAUACAGCUGUUUGUGUUAAGAAUUGUUGCAGUGCAAAGUGAAAAGUGCCAGGCAUUAAUUAGCCAAUUGAAAGAACGUUAUUCCUUAUCAAAAAUGCCCCUUUCACCCCAAACAUAUAUUGCUUAUAAUUAAUACUUUUCUUGAUAGAGAGUUAAGAUUAUUUUGUAUCAAAAAAUGUACAUAUUUACAUGUAAUGCUAUGAAAUAGCUUUAAGAUACUUAUUACAGGUGUACUGAUAAUAAACAACAAUGAUUAGUCUCUUGCUGGGUUUAAGUAACACUACCAUCUAAACCCUUGGCCAAAUUCAUCCUUAGAAAAGCAUGGAAAGAGCACAUUUACAAAUAAAAUUCCUUAGUUUAAGGUUAGCCAAAGCUGACCUUGAGAUUGUCUUCAACCGUCUAAAUCAAUGCAGUGGGUUUUUCUAACUUAGAAAUUGAAACACAGGGAGGCCUACUCUGGGACAUUGCAUUAUUAAUUUUUGGGCUACUUUGGGC
This is a messenger RNA of Pocillopora meandrina, 4524 nucleotides long. Lineage: Eukaryota; Metazoa; Cnidaria; Anthozoa; Scleractinia; Pocilloporidae. The record is from the annotation of a GenBank genome assembly.